Myripristis murdjan (pinecone soldierfish) is the source of this 3386-nucleotide messenger RNA. Its product is annotated as aminopeptidase Ey-like. Bases 1 to 2967 code for a protein of 988 amino acids. NCBI's taxonomy places the organism in Eukaryota, Metazoa, Chordata, Actinopteri, Holocentriformes, Holocentridae. Gene Ontology annotation, cellular component: cytoplasm; plasma membrane. The record is from RefSeq and is a predicted model, not a curated record. Gene Ontology annotation, biological process: proteolysis; peptide catabolic process. The transcript is spliced from 21 exons. Gene Ontology annotation, molecular function: metalloaminopeptidase activity; zinc ion binding; peptide binding.
AUGGAGACAGCAAUCAGCUUCCCCUUUCUGUCUUCUUCGAAAAUGUUCUACAUCAGCAAAGCAGUGGCAGUAAUUGCUGUGGUUGCAGCUGUCGGCGCCGUGGCCACCAUCAUAGCCUUGUCUGUGGUUUACGCUCAGGAGAAGGCAAAGAAUGAAGUGACAGCACCCUCCACCACUGGCCCCCCAGCAACCACUGGCUCCCCAGCCACCACUGGCCUCCCAGCCACCACCACCCCGUCCAUCCCUAAGGAACCCUGGAAGCGUUACAGACUCCCUGACUCUCUGGCUCCCAUUUCCUACAACGUGACCCUGUGGCCUCGGCUGGAGCCCAACAAAGGUGGCCUGUACAUCUUCACUGGACACUCGGUAGUGGUCUUCACCUGUGUGAAGGAAACUGAUCUCAUCAUCAUCCACUCCAACAAGCUAAACUUAACCAGAUUCCAAGAUCAUCUCGCCAAGCUGAGCGGCCUGGAUGGAGCCACUGUGCCCAGUGUGAGCAACAGCUGGCUGGAGGAACCCACCCAGUACCUGGUGGUCCAGCUCAGCAGCAAACUGCAGGCUGGCAAGUCCUACGAACUCUAUACUGAGUUUGUUGGAGAGCUGGCCGACGACCUGGGAGGAUUCUACAGGAGUGAAUACAUGGAGGAUAGGGUGAAAAAAGUUGUGGCCACUACUCAAAUGCAGCCGACCGAUGCCAGGAAAGCCUUCCCCUGCUUCGAUGAGCCUGCUAUGAAAGCCAUCUUCCACAUGACCCUCAUUCACCCCGUUGGAACUGUGGCUCUGGCCAACGCCAUGAAUUACGAGCCCACUAACGUCACCAUAGAGGGCCAGACUGUAACUCGGACAAGCUUUGAACCCACAAAGAUAAUGUCAACCUACCUGCUGGCAUUUGUCGUCUGUGAAUUUACAUUCAUCAGGACGCCACCAGGAGCAGAUGUUUUGAUCAGAAUCUGGGCUCGCAGGAAGGCAAUAGAGGAGGGUCAGGGAGACUAUGCCCUGAAUAAGACGGGACCCAUACUGACAUUCUUUGAGAAAUACUACAACUCCCCCUACCCCCUGGAAAAGUCAGACCAGAUAGCUCUUCCUGACUUCAGUGCUGGAGCCAUGGAGAACUGGGGCCUGAUCACCUACAGGGAGACAGCCCUGUUAUAUAAUCCUGACAUGUCAUCCAAUGGAGACAAGGAGUGGGUGGCAACAGUCAUCUCCCAUGAGCUUGCUCACAUGUGGUUUGGGAACCUGGUGACUAUGAAGUGGUGGAAUGACCUGUGGCUGAACGAGGGAUUUGCCACCUACGUCUCUUAUCUUGGAGCCAACUCUGCCGAACCAGACUGGAAUAUAAAAGAUCUGAUAGUUCUGAAUGAGGUGCAUGGUGUUAUGGCAGUGGACGCCUUGGCAUCUUCCCAUCCUCUGUCUUCCAAAGAGGAGGACAUCCAGAAGCCAGAGCAAAUCAGUGAACUCUUUGACUCCAUCACAUACAGCAAGGGAGCUGCAGUCCUCAGGAUGCUCUCAGAGUUCAUCACCGAGGCUGUCUUCUCCAGAGGACUCAGUACAUAUUUGCAGCAGUAUCAGUAUAACAACACAGUCUACCAAGAUCUUUGGAAGCACCUACAAAUGGCGGUAAAUGCAACUACGCCCAGUUUAGGGCUGCCCGAGUCUGUGGAGGACAUCAUGAACCGGUGGAUCCUCCAGAUGGGGUUUCCAGUGGUCACCAUCGACACCAAGACAGGACGUGUCAGCCAGAAGCACUUCCUGUUGGACCCCGACUCUGUAGUGGAAAGGCCGUCACCAUACAGUUAUGAGUGGUUUGUCCCUAUUACUUGGGCUAAGGCAGAUGGAGUUGAACAGCAGUACUGGCUCCUAAAAAAAGAAGAUACAAACACAAAAAUGACCAUCGGUACUGGUGAGUGGCUGCUGGCCAACAUAAACAUGACUGGCUUCUACAGAGUUAACUAUGACUCUGAAAACUGGGAACGUCUUCUCACCAAGCUGAGCUCCCAGCAUCAGGAUAUUCCGGUGAUCAACCGAGCUCAAAUCAUUGAUGAUGCUUUUAACCUUGCAAGGGCAAAGGCUGUGAGUACAAUACUGGCUCUGAAAACAACCAAGUAUCUGUUCAGAGAGGUAGAAUACAUGCCAUGGCAGACAGCGAGCCGCAAUCUGGACUACUUCUUCCUCAUGUUUGAUCGCAGUGAAGUCUAUGGACCCAUGCAGGCUUACAUAAAGAAACAGAUCACUCCCCUAUUUAACUACUUCAAAGAGCUCACUCUCAACUGGACCAAGAUCCCUGAUGGCCACACUGACCAGUACAACCAGGUGAAUGCUAUUUCCAUGGCUUGCAGUACUGGAGUAGAGGGCUGUGAGGAACUGACAACUGGCUGGUUCAGAGCAUGGAUGAAAGACCCCACUAACAACCUCAUCAAUGCCAACCUGAGGUCUACAGUGUACUGCAGUGCCAUAGCAGCAGGAGGAGUAGACGAAUGGGACUUUGCUUGGUCCAUGUACAAGAAUGCUACCAUAGCCUCGGAGGCGGAUAAACUGAUGUAUGCUUUGUCCUGCACCAAACAGCCGUGGCUGCUGAACAGGUAUCUGGAAUAUUGUCUAGAUCCAGAGAUGAUCCGGAAGCAGGAUGCCACCUCCACUAUUGUUUACAUUGCUAGUAAUGCUAUUGGCCAGCCUCUGGCUUGGGACUUUAUCCGAGCCAACUGGAACCAUUUAUUCAAUGACUAUGGUGGUGGAUCAUUUUCCUUUGGAAGACUAAUUAAUGGAGUGACCAAACGUUUUUCAACUGAAUUUGAGUACAAACAGCUGCAGCAGUUCAAAGAGGAUCAUGUAGAGGGAGGGUUCGGCUCGGCCACCAUGGCUCUGGAGCAGGCUCUGGAGAGAACCAAGGCCAACAUAAACUGGGUUUCCUUGAACAAGGAACAAGUCCUUGCAUGGUUCACUAACGAAACUGCUUCUCCAGUGUAUUAACCCAAACCCGCUGCCCUGUCCAAUAACCUUAAUUUAUAUCAUGCAGUUGUUCUCUCUAGCCACAGUUUUUUUCUGUAACUAAAACCAAAUGUUUAUAGAUAUUUUAUAAAUAUUAUGUUUACCAUGUUUAUGAUGUAGGAAAAAGUGUUUUAAAGCCUUUUGUGGAUAAAGUGUAUUUGAUACCAAUAUCUCCUCUUGUAUGUUCAAAAAAAGUUUGAUGUACUGUCACAUUCAACAUAAUGCAGUUUCUAAAGAUCACUGAAUUUCAAAUUGUGAGAUAUGGCUUUCCUAUACUGGCAAAAUGGUUUAUAAGUUCAGAUUUAUUAUUUUUCCUUUGUAAUUCCAUCUAUUGCAAGUUGCCACGUUGACAGAAUGUACAAGAAUGGCUAGUUCCAUAAUCAUGAGUGCUGCAAGGAGUU